CUUCAAGCCCUGAGGCGCGGGCAGAGAGGCGGGGCCCGGCGAAGCAUGUUCCCUGUCGCCGGCGAGGAGGGCGGCAGCGGCAGCGGCAGCAGCCCUGUUCUUGCCGGGAGGUGAGGAUGCCUCAGGGAGGCGGCCCGCUGCCCCCGCCCAAGAGACCGAAGCUGGCCUUCGCCACGGCGCCCCUCGGUUCGGCCCCGCGCAGAGCGAUGUUGCUGGCGGCGCCCGGACCCAAGCGCCACACGGCGCCCGCCUCCACCGCCGGCUCCUCCUCGGGGCUCGACAGCCAGAGACGCAGCCUGCCCAUCUUCCAGGCGCGGGGGACUCUGCUCGGGCAGCUCCGGAGCUUAGACUGCGCCGUCCUCAUCGGGGAAACAGGCUCAGGCAAGACAACUCAGAUCCCGCAGUACCUCUAUGAAGGAGGGAUUGGGCGCCAAGGGAUCGUUGCUGUGACCCAACCUCGCCGUGUGGCCGCUAUAUCCUUAGCCACCAGAGUCUCGGAUGAGAAGAAAACAGAGCUGGGGAAACUGGUUGGUUACACGGUACGCUUUGAGGACCUCACUUCUGAGGAGACGAAAAUCAAGUUCCUGACCGAUGGGAUGCUGCUGCGAGAAGCCAUUGGGGACCCCCUCAUGACCAAGUACAGCGUCGUCAUUUUGGACGAAGCACAUGAGAGGACAAUCCACACCGAUGUGCUAUUUGGAGUGGUGAAAGCAGCACAGAAGAGGCGGAAGGAACUGGGGAAAUCGCCACUGAAAAUAAUCAUAAUGUCAGCUACUAUGGAUGUCGACCUGUUUUCCCAGUAUUUCAAUGGCGCUCCUGUCCUUUACCUCGAAGGCAGGCAACACCCCAUCCAGAUCUUCUACGCUAAGCAAUCUCAAAGCGAUUACUUCCAAGCAGCUCUAGUGACAGUUUUCCAAAUCCACCAGGAAGCUCCUCCGCCUCAGGAUAUCCUGGUGUUUCUGACGGGUCAGGAAGAGAUCGAAGCAAUGACCAAAACCUGUCGGGACAUUGCAAAGCAACUUCCUGACGGUUGCCCUCAGAUGGUGGUGAUGCCUCUCUAUGCUUCUCUGCCUUAUUCACAACAGCUCCGGGUCUUCCAGACUGCACCCAAAGGUUAUCGCAAAGUAGUUCUUUCUACCAACAUUGCUGAGACCUCCAUCACCAUUGCAGGCAUUAAAUAUGUUGUGGACACAGGCAUGGUUAAAGCGAAGAAGUAUAGUCCCGAAAGUGGUUUGGAAGUGCUGGCGGUCCAGCGGGUGUCAAAGGCCCAGGCUUGGCAGCGGGCAGGCCGGGCCGGGCGAGAAGACAGCGGGCUUUGCUACCGCCUCUACACCGAAGAUGAGUUUGAGAAGUUUGACAAAAUGACGAUACCAGAGAUCCAAAGGUGUAACCUAGCUGGUGUGAUGCUCCACCUCCUAGCUCUGAGAAUCCCGAACGUCCUUACCUUUGACUUCAUGUCAAAACCAUCUCCAGAAGCGCUCCAGGCAGCCGUUGAGCAACUGGCCCUCCUUGGCGCAGUGGAAAGGAAAGACGACCAGCUGAUCCUCACCCCACUGGGAAGGAAGAUGGCUGCAUUUCCUCUGGAGCCCAAGUUCUCCAAAACCAUCCUGAUGGCCCCCAAGUUCCACUGCACAGAGGAGAUCCUCACCAUUGUCUCCCUGCUCUCCGUGGACAGUGUCCUCUACAACCCCCCUUCACGGCGGGAUGAAGUACAAGCCGUCCGGAAGAAAUUCAUCUCGAGUGAAGGGGAUCACAUCACGCUGCUGAACAUCUACCGAGCUUUCAAAAACAUCAGUGGCAAUCGAGAAUGGUGCAAAGAAAACUUUGUGAACAGCAGGAAUAUGAUGCUGGUCUCAGACGUCAGAGCUCAGCUCAGGGACAUUUGUAUCAAGCUUUCGAUGCCGCUGGAGUCCUCCCGAUCCGACACAGGGAACAUCCGCCGCUGCCUGGCGCACAGCCUCUUCAUGAACACGGCCGAGCUGCAGGCAGACGGCACCUACGCCACGACUGACACACACCAGCUGGUGGCCAUCCACCCCUCCUCCGUCCUCUUCCACUGCAAGCCGGCCUGCGUCACGUACAACGAGCUGCUCCACACCAACAAGUGCUAUAUGAGGGACCUGUGCGUGGUUGAUGCCGACUGGCUUUACGACGCAGCACCCGAAUACUUCCGCCGGAAGCUCAGAGCAGCCAAGAACUGACCCGGGGACAAGGGAAGGAAAACCUACCCACCUAACCUUCAUUGGCCUGAGCAGCAUUCGCUCUCGGCCAACUCCGGGGCUGCAUGCCAGUGGCAGAUGCCACCAGGCCGCAUUUUUGCAUGCACACCUGCAUCGGACGCAUGCAUGCACAGGCACGCAACCCUCCCUGCUCAUCAGGCGAUCAACCCGGCAAUUGGGUGGAGAGAUUUAAGCCUCUCUGCCCACCCCCAGCAUUGCGUCUACAUAAUUUUUAUUUCUCUUCUUGCUGUAUUGCCAAAACUGGUGGGGCCUUAAGCGGGAUGGGAAGAAAAUGGACUGAGAGCUGUGGGUUAGCCACCCUGGCCAAAGAAUUUGGGGAAGUGGGGUUUUUUGGGGGGAACUGAAUGCACAGGGAUUUGAGACUUUCCCCACUGAUCAGAGAAUUGCUUCCCAAGCGGCUGGACCUUGCACAUCUGCAUCCACUCGUGAGCAAGUGUUUCCUGUAAAGUCUCUUUCAAAAGGAGCCUUGUGCGGGUUACAUUGUGCCAACCACAUCUGCAUCUGUGCAGCAGCAACUGGGUAACUGAAGUUUCAUUCCAAACAAUCCCUUCUGUUAUUGUGCCAAAAUGUAUGUCUUAGGGCAUCCGUGUCCUCUUAUCUGAGGGAGGACAGAAGAGUUUGGAGCUCAGUAAAUUGGAAAAGAGGUGUGUACCCAAAGAAAGCAGUUCUAUUUAUUUGAAAAUGGCCUGGAAACAGACUUUGUCAACCCUGUGGUUUUGCGUUUUUGUGUCACAGUAACAUGAAUCGUUUUGCAAGGGAGAGCAGUCUUUCAAGGCACACUUCCUUUUAGUUAUGAGAUGCUAAUUUUUCUCUUUCCCUCAUUCGCCAUUGCUCAUCUCAGGGGUGGAGAAUCUUUUCCAGACUGAGGGACACGUCCCUCCCUGGGCAGACCUGCAGGGUCAGAGGCAAGACAACAGCUGAGACUCCAACCUUUGUGCAGCAGGCUAUGUUCCAGCCUUGCAAAAUCCAGGCACACAAACACCCCUCCAUCAGGGCAAGGAAAAGGUGUUACCGCAGUCAAGGACACAUCCUAGCCAGGCAAAAGGAGUGAGGCAGGGGCGGUGCAAGGCCAAAGAGGAGCAUGGCCUAGUAAGAAUCCCAAGAGCCAGAGAGAAAUGUGAAAGACUUAAUUUGCCCUCUUCCGGGCCUGAAGUCCCCCCCCCCCCAAUUCUAGUUUAGCUUGGAAGUCCACUUUGUGCACUUUUGCACCACGGUAGGUAGCACUAGUUGUUCCGUGCUUAAUUUCAGGGAGGAGAAAGAUAACAGCUGCUCAAAACUAGCAGCAUCACCCUCUGAACCUAAAGCUCAUAACCCUUGAUUGAUAGCAACUUUUGCCAUGCUGGUGAACCUCCAGCUCUUUUGGACUGCAACUCCCAUCAGCCCCCAGCCACUUGCCAAUCAGAGGAGAUAAUCCCGUGGUUGUCAUAAGGACUAGGAAUUGUGCCAUCUUGAAACUCCACAUCUUGCUUGUGUUGUUGACAGCCGCAACAUGAACAGUUACAGAGCAGUGGGGGGGGAGAACCUUUUAUUGUGAGAACAAGGGAGAUACCAACACAGUCUAUUUUGCCAGUAGGUUGGCUCCUCUGGGGAAAAAGCACCUGAACUGCGUAAUAGAGAACGAAGAUGUCCCUCUGGGGGAAGGCUGGAGACCUGCCAAAAAGCCACUAGAUAGCUGACAAAGACAGAAAACUGUUCUUUCCCCAUUCAUUUCAGCAGCACUCCCCACACUUGAGUACAAAAGGUGAGACCAGUCAUCCGGUUAAUGACUAGCCUGGUCACCAUCAGGGGCAAGAAAUCCCAUGAAGGCAAGCGAGCAUCUGGUAGAAAAGAGGUCGAUUCCUCCAUUCCUUCUCCACCAGCCUGGUUGGCAAAAAAGCAGUUUAAUAAAAAUAAAUCACCUAAAUUCAUGCUGGUUGCAGAUAAGGGAACUUGCUCUGCCACCACUUCUGUGGUCAACAUGGAAAUGUAGGGCACUAACCACUUAGAAUCAUAGUGUUGGAAGAGACCACAAGGGCCAUCCAGUCCAACCCCCUGCCAAGCAGGAAACACAAUCAAAGCAUUCUUGACAUAUGGCUGCCAAGCCUCUUCUUAAAGACCUCCAAAGAAGGAGACUCCACCACACUCCUUGGCAGCAAAUUCCACUGUCGAACAGUUCUUACUGUCAGGAAGUUCUUCCUAAUGUUUAGGUGGAAUCUUCUUUCUUGUAGUUUGAAUCCAUGGCAUCCUUUUAUAUAUUUGAACAUGGCUAUCAUAUCACCCCUUAACCUUCUCUUCUCUGGGCUAAACAUACCCAGCUCCCUAAGCCGUUCCUCAUAAGGCAUCGU
Molecule: messenger RNA, 4564 nt
Organism: Zootoca vivipara (common lizard)
Lineage: Eukaryota; Metazoa; Chordata; Lepidosauria; Squamata; Lacertidae
Gene: DHX33
Product: DEAH-box helicase 33
Biological process (GO): positive regulation of transcription by RNA polymerase I
Cellular component (GO): nucleolus; intracellular anatomical structure
Molecular function (GO): ATP binding; double-stranded RNA binding; helicase activity
Source: RefSeq, a predicted model, not a curated record